GGGUGUGUGCUGUGGAGGCUGUGGCGGGAUUGGCUCCGCGUCGGGGCUGGUCCUGUGUUCCCCACCUACCAGGGUUGGACCGAGCCCUUUCUCUCGGGGCGGGGACCUCCCAGCGGCUGACUCCUUCGCAGAUCCGCUGGGGAGGACACCGUCCUAAGUCGAGGAGGCGGGGCCGGGGCCUCCUUGGCUUCGAUCCUGAAAGCGCAAAGGAGAGCGCUGGUCACGGUCCGCCCUCUCUGGUCCGGAGUAGUUUGGGGUCGCACCCUAGAGGCUGCACGGAGUCACACCCAGCGAUGGACGUUGCGGGAAAGAGAACCUAUUAAGUGGGGUGGUCAGGGCCGACUGGACGUGAUACAUUGAGGCUGUCUGAGCAGUUUCUACUUUCCCUUCUCCUAGCAGAAGACACAAAUUGUGAAAAUAGCGACUCAGUAUCAUGGCCAGCAGCCUUAAUGAGGAUCCAGAAGGAAGCAGAAUCACUUAUGUGAAAGGAGACCUUUUUGCAUGCUCCAAAACAGAUUCUCUAGCCCAUUGUAUCAGUGAGGACUGUCGCAUGGGCGCUGGGAUAGCUGUCCUCUUCAAGAAGAAAUUUGGAGGGGUGCAGGAGCUGUUAAAUCAACAGAAGAAGCCUGGAGAAGUGGCUGUCCUGAAGAGAGAUGGGAGAUACAUAUAUUACUUGAUCACAAAGAAACGGGCGUCACACAAGCCAACUUAUGAGAACUUACAGAAGAGCUUAGAGGCCAUGAAGUGCCACUGUCUGAAGAAUGGAGUCACCGACCUUUCCAUGCCCAGGAUUGGAUGUGGUCUUGAUCGCCUGCAAUGGGAAAAUGUAUCUGCGAUAAUUGAGGAAGUGUUCGAGGCAACAGAUAUCAAAAUUACGGUGUACACACUGUGAGCAAAUGAAGAGCAUUUGGAUGUGUCUGUGUCUCCAGUGUCUCCAGUGCCUACCUGGCCCUAAGACGGUCAGCUGACCUGAGAAUGGGGAGAGGGAUUUUACAGGAAGUACUCAGGGUCACAGAUCAGGCUGGGGUUGCUGGAUUUUCAUAUUUGGACUAGGACUCUGAGGAGGGAUUGCGUGGGGAUGUUGCUGUGUUUUUUGCAGCAGGGUCAGGAGUCGAUGGCCUGAUGUUAGCCAGGAAAACCGGAUGGCGGGACCGCACGCAGUAUGUUCUGCUCCACUAUAGUAUUCAAUUCCUUGGCCGGCCACUAGGUGGCAGCACUGACUCCAUUUCUCUGCUUUUUGAGAAAAUUUCAGGAAUGGUGGUGAACUUGGCGUUACUAGGGGAUCCCUGUGCUUGCCUUGCUAUCAUUCUUAGGCAUCAGAUUCACCCUCAGAGAGACUUAUGAGUUGCUUUGUUUUUGUUUCAAUGACAAAAUUGAGUCUGACAUUGUUAACAUGGAAUUGUGGGUGAUAAAAUAAAUCCUCUUGGGGUUC
Cavia porcellus (domestic guinea pig) is the source of this 1432-nucleotide messenger RNA. RefSeq names its product O-acyl-ADP-ribose deacylase 1 (gene Oard1). The record is from RefSeq and is a predicted model, not a curated record. The coding region runs from base 434 to 892 and encodes 152 amino acids. Gene Ontology annotation, biological process: peptidyl-glutamate ADP-deribosylation. The transcript is spliced from 6 exons. NCBI's taxonomy places the organism in Eukaryota, Metazoa, Chordata, Mammalia, Rodentia, Caviidae.